Messenger RNA from Centruroides sculpturatus (bark scorpion), 2148 nucleotides. Its product is annotated as L-gulonolactone oxidase-like. Bases 58 to 909 code for a protein of 283 amino acids. The transcript is spliced from 7 exons. Lineage: Eukaryota; Metazoa; Arthropoda; Arachnida; Scorpiones; Buthidae. Gene Ontology annotation, molecular function: flavin adenine dinucleotide binding; D-arabinono-1,4-lactone oxidase activity. The record is from RefSeq and is a predicted model, not a curated record. Gene Ontology annotation, cellular component: membrane.
UAAGGUGGCAACAUUUACUCUAUUCUUAAGAGCUAACAUGUGGUUUGUAUCAAGGAUAUGAAUAUGAAAGAUAUAAAGGCAAGUGGAAUAUCUGGUGUUAAUUUUACCAACUGGUCUAAAACCUUCAGCUGUGUGCCGGAAUUGUUGUUUGCACCCAAGACAAAUGACGAAAUUGCUCAAAUUCUUGCAUUGGCUACAGAUGAAAAAAAGCAUGUGCGUGUUGUUGGAUGUGGACAUUCACCAUCAGACAUAGCAUGUACAGAAGAUUAUAUGAUUAGUUUACAGCAUAUGAACAAAGUUGUUGAGGUAAAUCAUAUACUAGCAGAUGAGCCGGGCAUUUCUCGGGCAAAAAUGAUUUCUAAAUAUAACAGGGAUGAGCAAACUGUUAUCAGAGGAGCCAAAUAUGGUAAAAUUGCAGCUUUAAAUGGGGUGGUUUGUAUUGAGGAGGCCACUAAGGUGCAUUCCUUGAUGAAAGAAUCAGUCGUGUGGAUCAUCCAAUUACAUCCAGGAGUAGCCUCGAUAAAUCAAACAAAAUCUGCUCUUCUGCAGUUAAAAAGUUGGUUAGAUAACACUCCAAAUAUAUAUGUUCAUGUUCCUGUUGAAGUCAGAUUUGUGAAAAGUGAUGAUAUAUAUAUAAGUCCAGCAUAUGGAAGAGAUACAUGUUAUAUUAAUAUAAUAAUGUACAGGCCUUAUAGUAGAUCAGUAUUAUACGAAGAAUAUUGGGAAGCUUACGAAACAAUUAUGGGAAGUGUUGGGGGACGACCUCAUUGGGCAAAAGCUCACAAAGUAACCGCUCCAGAAUUCGUAAAAAUGUAUCCAUGCUUCAACACGUGGUGUAGCAUCAGAGAAAAAUUAGACCCCACAAAUAUGUUUGUUAAUCCUUAUCUCAAAAGGAUUUUUACAUUUUAAAAUUGCUAAUAAUAGUGCAUUUAUCCAAUACUUUUAGUUUUUAUUUAUGACAUGUAAAUAAUCAACAGAAUCAUGUGUUGUAGAUGAGCUAAAUAAUUUUACACAGAUAGACGUGAUAUAGGAUUUCGAAUUUUUUUAGAAAGAAACUUUAUUACGAAUUUAUAAACAAAAAUAUACAGUUUAUUCUUGGCAAUAUAUCUUAAAUUAUUAUUUCAAAAAUCUGAUUUUAGUGAUUAUUCUGUGCUUUUGUUUAUACAAAUUAAUCAUUUAUAGUUUGUGAUAUGCAGGAUGUCUGAAAAGAAGUGAUGGAUUACAAAAGGUAUUAGCAUUCAGGAAAAUAGACCCAACAUACAAUUUUCAGUAACCAUUAGUGAAACUUCAAAAGUUUGUUCUGCAUUACAAAAACAGAGGGUGUACUUUGCUAAAAGUAGAACUUUUGAGUGAAACUUUUUUUAACUGAUGGAUGGAGUAAGAGAGACCAGCUCAGUCACCACAUUGCUCCCCUGACAUAAUUUAGACUUUUUCUUGUUGGGUUAUGCAAAGAAUCUGGUUUAUCAAACACCUGUUACAGAUAUUGAAAUAUUAAAAGGUUGCAUAAUAAAUGCAGUUGGAACUUACUCAAGGUAUAUUAUGCCUGGGCGGAGAUUGUCUGCAUAAUGUGAGAAUAAGAACAUAGAAAAUAUUGAGAUUUUUUAAAGUUGAGAAAUUUUUGUGUUGUUCACUAAUUAGAGCAAACUAUGUGAUUGUAUCUAUUUUCGUAAAAUAAAUGAGUUUCUGUAAUCUGUUAGUUCUUUGUUGGACAUCCUGUGUUAGUAACAUACAAAUACAACCAUUUUUUCACUAUAAAUUUUUGCAUUAUGUCUAUACAAAACUGAUAGUUCAUCAGCUGAAAGAUACCUGUUAUUGCUCAUUUAUAUCUGUGCAAUAAAGUUUAUUUUUCUUUUAAGCUUCAAAGGAAAUGAUCCAUUACAACGAAUUACAUUUUUUUAAUGGAUCAUUUCCUCUCACCAAAUACUAUUUCAAAAACAAUCAUAGCAAGUUUAACAGUUAGCUGUUAAAUUUUUUUAAUAACUUCAACAUUUUUUUUUUUAUAUUUUGGAAUUACCUUGAGAAUUACUUUUUUAAUUUGGGAAAAAAAUAUUGAAACUUUUUAUAAAUGAAUGAAUAUAUUAAAGUCUAAAUACAAACAGAAUAGCGCAUAUUUUUUAGAAGCACUAGUUUAAUUUAAACAAUUGUUUA